Molecule: messenger RNA, 6330 nt
Organism: Jaculus jaculus (lesser Egyptian jerboa)
Lineage: Eukaryota; Metazoa; Chordata; Mammalia; Rodentia; Dipodidae
Gene: Ube4a
Product: ubiquitination factor E4A
Exons: 20
Coding region: 154-3354 (1066 amino acids)
Biological process (GO): protein polyubiquitination
Cellular component (GO): nucleus; cytoplasm; ubiquitin ligase complex
Molecular function (GO): ubiquitin-ubiquitin ligase activity
Source: RefSeq, a predicted model, not a curated record
CGGCGCUCGGCGAUGACGUCAGCUCCGGUUGCCGUGCGGAGUCGGAAGUGGGACCCUGUCGGCCCCUGGGCCUCUGCCGUGUUGGCUGUCGCUGCUGGCCCCUGAGGCUCUGCCCCUCCCCCCAGAGCUGAAUGGAGGAUACCUUAAAGUGAAAUGACAGACCAGGAGAACAACAACAACAUCUCAAGUAACCCCUUUGCUGCUCUUUUUGGCUCCCUGGCCGAUGCCAAGCAGUUUGCAGCAAUCCAGAAAGAGCAGCUGAAGCAGCAAUCUGAUGAGCUCCCAGCAAGCCCAGAUGACUCGGAUAAUAGUGUGUCAGAGAGCCUGGAUGAAUUUGAUUACUCUGUGGCUGAGAUCAGCCGCUCAUUCCGGUCACAGCAAGAAAUAUGUGAGCAACUCAACAUCAAUCACAUGAUCCAAAGGAUCUUCCUCAUUACUCUGGACAACAGUGAUCCCAGCUUGAAAAGUGGGAAUGGCAUCCCCAGUCGUUGUGUGUAUUUGGAAGAAAUGGCAGUAGAGCUGGAAGAUCAAGACUGGCUUGAUAUGAGCAACGUUGAACAGGCCAUCUUUGCUCGAUUAUUACUUCAAGAUCCAGGAAACCACUUGAUUAACAUGACUUCUUCUACAACAUUAAAUCUCUCUGCUGAUCGAGAUGCAGGGGAGAGGCACAUUUUUUGUUACCUGUACUCCUGCUUCCAAAGAGCUAAGGAGGAGAUUACCAAAGUUCCAGAGAACCUGCUACCCUUUGCAGUACAGUGCAGAAACCUCACUGUGUCCAAUACUCGAACAGUUCUCCUCACCCCAGAGAUCUAUGUUGACCAAAACAUUCAUGAGCAACUGGUAGAUUUGAUGUUGGAAGCCAUCCAAGGAGCCCAUUUUGAAGAUGUCACUGAGUUUUUAGAAGAGAUUAUUGAAGCUUUGCUAUUGGAUGAGGAAGUUCGAACAUUUCCUGAAGUCAUGAUUCCAGUGUUUGAUAUUUUAUUGAGCCGAAUAAAAGAUCUAGAGCUCUGCCAGAUCCUGUUGUACACAUAUCUGGACAUUCUUCUCUAUUUCACUAAACAAAAGGAUAUGGCAAAGGUUUUUGUUGAGUACAUUCAGCCCAAGGACCCUAACAAUGGGCAAAUGUACCAGAAGACCUUGCUGGGCAUCAUUCUGAAUAUCUCCUGCUUGUUAAAGACUCCCGGUGUAGUAGAAAAUCAUGGCUACUUCCUGAAUCCAUCUCGUUCCAGUCCUCAGGAGAUCAAAGUACAAGAAGCCAACAUCCAUCAGUUCAUGGCUCAGUUCCAUGAAAAGAUCUACCAGAUGCUGAAGAACUUACUCCAGCUCUCUCCAGAAACCAAACACUGUAUCUUGUCCUGGCUUGGAAACUGUUUGCAUGCAAAUGCAGGCCGCACCAAGAUUUGGGCCAAUCAGAUGCCAGAAAUCUUCUUCCAAAUGUAUGCCUCGGAUGCCUUCUUUCUGAAUCUGGGUGCUGCUCUCCUGAAGCUAUGCCAGCCAUUUUGCAAACCCAGAUCCUCUCGGCUCCUCACCUUUAAUCCCACUUACUGUGCCCUGAAGGAGUUGAAUGAUGAAGAACGAAAAAUUAAAAAUGUACACAUGAGAGGUUUGGACAAAGAAACCUGCUUGAUCCCGGUUGUGCAUGAGCAGCCGUUUCCCCAGAGCUACAACCUUGUAACAGAGAACCUUGCCCUGACAGAAUAUACCUUGUACUUGGGAUUUCACAGGUUGCAUGAUCAGAUGGUAAAAAUCAACCAAAACCUGCACCGGCUGCAGGUGGCCUGGCGGGACGCGCAGCAGAGCUCUAGCCCUGCUGCUGACAAUCUCCGGGAGCAGUUUGAACGGCUGAUGACCAUCUAUCUUUCCACCAAGACGGCCAUGACUGAGCCACAGAUGCUGCAGAACUGCCUCAAUUUGCAGGUGUCCAUGGCUGUUCUGCUAGUUCAACUGGCCAUAGGCAAUGAGGGCUCCCAGCCAAAAGAGCUGACUUUUCCUUUGCCAGAUGGCUACGGCUCUUUGGCAUAUGUGCCAGAAUUUUUUGCAGAUAACCUGGGUGAUUUCCUCAUUUUUCUGCGCCGCUUUGCUGAUGACAUCUUGGAGACAUCAGCAGAUUCCCUGGAGCAUGUCCUUUGCUUCAUCACAAUUUUUACUGGAAGUGUAGAAAGAAUGAAGAAUCCCCACCUAAGAGCCAAGCUGGCCGAAGUAUUAGAAGCAGUGAUGCCUCACCUGGAUCAGACCCCAAACCCUUUGGUAUCCAGUGUAUUCCACCGGAAACGUGUGUUCUGCAACUUUUCAUAUGCACCCCAACUUGCAGAAGCCCUAAUCAAGGUUUUUGUGGACAUUGAAUUUACAGGUGACCCCCAUCAAUUUGAACAGAAGUUUAAUUACCGCCGCCCCAUGUAUCCCAUCCUAAAAUACAUGUGGGCAACAGAUAGCUAUCGGGAAAGCAUUAAGGAUUUGGCUGACUUUGCCUCUAAGAAUUUAGAAGCCAUGAAUCCCCCACUUUUCCUCCGCUUUCUUAACCUGCUAAUGAAUGAUGCCAUCUUUCUUUUGGAUGAAGCUAUACAGUAUUUGAGUAAGAUAAAGAUUCAACAGAUUGAGAAGGACCGAGGUGAAUGGGAUAGCCUGACGCCAGAAGCCCGCCGAGAGAAAGAGGCUGGUCUUCAGAUGUUUGGGCAGCUGGCACGUUUUCAUAACAUCAUGUCCAAUGAGACGAUUGGUACUCUUGCCUUCCUGACAUCAGAGAUCAAGUCACUGUUCGUGCACCCCUUCCUGGCUGAGCGCAUCAUCUCCAUGCUGAACUACUUCCUGCAGCACCUGGUUGGCCCCAAGAUGGGUGCCUUAAAAGUCAAGGACUUCAGUGAAUUUGACUUCAAACCCCAGCAGCUUGUAUCUGAUAUCUGCACUAUCUACUUAAAUCUUGGGGAUGAGGAAAACUUCUGUGCCACCGUGCCCAAGGAUGGACGUUCCUAUUCCCCUACCCUCUUUGCACAGACAGUCCGAGUCCUGAAGAAAAUAAACAAGCCUGGGAAUAUGAUUGUGGCUUUCAGCAAUUUGGCAGAGAGAAUCAAGUCUCUUGCAGACCUCCAGCAACAAGAAGAGGAGACCUAUGCAGAUGCCUGUGAUGAGUUUUUGGAUCCGAUCAUGAGCACACUAAUGUCUGAUCCUGUGGUGCUUCCAUCUUCCAGAGUCACUGUAGAUAGGUCCACCAUUGCCAGACAUUUGCUCAGUGACCAAACAGAUCCUUUUAACCGAAGUCCCCUUACCAUGGACCAGAUCCGGCCAAACACUGAACUCAAGGAAAAAAUUCAACGGUGGCUCGCAGAGAGGAAACAACAAAAGGAGCAACUUGAAUAAAUACUGUGAACCAAACCAACCAAAACCAACCCGGAGUGUAGAUGAACAGCUGUUUGCGGUUUCUCAUUCUGGUUCUCUUCCUUUCCUUCUUCCUUCCUUUCUUUAGUUGUCUUUUGUUUUGUGUUUGUUUCUUUUACUAAAUUAAAGAAUUGCUCUUGCUCAAAUUAUGAUAAUUAAGAUUUCUAAGAACUUGUCAGGUUUUCCUCGGCUUGCAGGAAACUAUGCUUCUUACAGCAUCCUAACUUCAGAACUCAUCACUUGUCAGUCUUUGUUUUCCUAUCCCUUCUUCUUUCCUUAAAUUAUAUUAAGUUCAAGCUGGGUGUGGUGGCACAUGCCUUUAAUCCCAGUACUUGGGAAGCAGAGGUAGGAGGAUUGCCAUGAGUUCAAGGCUACCCUGAGACUACAUAGUGAAUUCCAGGUCAGCCUGGGCUAGAGCAAGACCCUACCUCAAAAAAAAAGAUUAUAUUAAAAUGUCUUGCUACAUUUUAAGUCUAUGAUGUCAAAUGUUUCAAUGAAAGUGAUAUCAGAAAGCCCUGUGUUACCCUAUGUACAUAUUUAUUAGUCCUUAUGAUCUGGAUUUAAACCAUUGUCCUUACUAUAGCUCUGUAAGAUUACAGAAUAACUGCACAUAAAAGCAAAUACUUUGAUACUUGUAUAGAUUUUUGAAUGCUUGGUAAGGAAAAAAGAAAGAAAUGCAAUUUCUGUUGGUGGUCUUAAUUUUGUGUUAUCUUGUAACUUAGAUGUAUCAUUGCAGACAGGCAUUUCUAUGAGGUUAUCACCACCAAAAGUUUGGUUCCUCAGUCUUUUUAUAAGGAUUAGUAAUGGGGCAAAGUUCCAGUUUUGACACUUUAGCCAAAAAAAUUCUGAGGUAAAAGAAUAAAUAGAAAGCUGUUGGACCCUUUCUCUUACGAAAAUCUGGUGCUUCAAGGAAUAAGCCUGGGUAGAAGCGUGUGGCAAUAAAUACUAUAACCAUGAAAUAGUUAUUUUAAGGCACUACUGCUAGUAUAUUUCAUUGUCCAUUUUUAUAUUGGUCUUGUGUAAACAGUACAACUUUACCUUGCCUCCUCCAAAAUGAGAUGGGCGUAGUACAUGCCCAUGUUUACUCACAUACUUUAGACAGUAAAACCUGUGGUUAUAGUCGGUCAUGGUGGCACACACCUUUAAUCCCAGCACUUGAGAGGCAGAAGUAGGAGGAUCGCUGUGAGUUCAAGGCCACCCUGAGAUUACAUAGGGAAUUCCAGGUCAGCCUGUGCUAGAGUGAGACCCUACUGCAAUCUGCCUUCUUUGAGCUGCUUAUAAUAUAGCCUUAGUUCACCAGUAACAAGUAAGAAUUGAGCAAAACCUUGUCCACUAGCCAUUCUAAAUAUCCACUUAGCCCUGAAUAGUUAAUAAGUGUGUUGACUUACCUCCCCCCUUUUCCAAGCUGAUCUAGAGUUCCUACACAAUUGUGCAGCUUAUAAUGCUAUGUGAGACUCAGUCCUCUGUGGAUUGUCUUCAGUAUCCAUCUAAGCCCAGAGACAUAAGGAACAGCAAAGUUAUAUGAUGUAGGAAAGGAUCAUUGCUUCCAUUAGAGGGCAUUAUUGUUAACCACAGCCUCUUUCAAAUAAAAUAGUAACAUUACCCUAUCCCAACACAAAUUGCUAUAGGCAAUCCUUAGUGUAUUUUUGAUGGAAUCAGCUGGAAAGCAUUAAAUAAGAGAGGGCCCCUCAUCCUGGAUAUUAAAUAAAUGUUGCAUUGCUAUGCUAUCAAUGGAAAGGGAAUCCUGGGACACUUGUGCAAAUACCAGAAUGGAAGGUGAAUUCAGUGUGCUCCCCAGGCCUUUAAGGUAUCGACAUUUCUCUAAAUGAUUCGUAUUUAUUCUCCUUCCCUCUCUGUGUGAAACAAGAUUCACCAACUUGCACUGAUUUUCCAAAGCUAAUGUGGUUGGAUAUUGUUAUUUUAAAAGGAAGUGGGGAAGACCAGAGUUUUGCAAGAGAAAAUUGGAGGAAAAUGGGCACAAAACCUCAAAAGGCAGCUGUUCCCAGCCACUUCUAGCUCACAACCUCUACGCUGCCUCUAGUGUUUGUCUAAAUUGUACUUCGGAACUGAGCUUUCAGAUUUGCAAGCCUUUUCUGGCAAGCUUUUUGUUUUUAGCAGCUCCUUUCCUGGCUCGUCUUAUGUAUGGCUAUGGCACCAUUAAUGCUGCUGAUGUCCUUCAGCACAUCACAAAGCCAGUGUGUAGCUUAAGGCCACUAUUGGUAAGGAAACCAAGUGUCCUCUGUGCCUUCUUUUGUGAACUAAUUUAAGGACAUCCCCCCCAAAAAAAACUAAAACAUCACCAUCUUCAUAUAUAUAUGGUGCAUAUAUGUGCAUGUGGAAAAUAAAGAGGUAUUUUGUCUAGAACUCAAUAGCAGCUGUAGAGAUCUGAUAGACUUUCUGACAUACCUAGCUUUACAUGUUGGCUUUGUGGGAAGAUGAAAGAAAUAUAAAGACUUUAAUUAGCUCUAAUAUUGCUCAUAAUUUAGCAAGAGGAUAAUACUAAACUUGGGAAAUUUGGAUUUAUUAAGCAGUCAGUUGUUUGCUUUUGUUUUUUAAGUAUAUCUCUUACUUGGUAUGUGGAAACUGAAGGAAAUUUUAGAAGUCUGAUGGUGAGGUUGAAGGUGCCAGCUGCUGUUUGGUAUCACAUCUACAAAGUCUUUAUUUGAUUCUGGUUGCUAAGCGGCCAUUGGGCAAAGCAUAGGUCUUCUGGGUGCCUUUACAAGCAGAGGCUGAUGGUGCCCUGUUGUCAUGUGAGGAAAUAAUAAUGCGCAUGCUCUAAGUGCUGAACAGGGAAAAAGCCGAGAGAAAGAAUAUGAAAACAAAGCAGUUGACUGAAACCAAACUUGAUCAACCUAACUGUAUUUUGAAACAUUCCAGGAAGGUUACUUCUUGUCAGGUUCAACUUGCCUGGGGGUGUUUGUUCAAAACUUGUAUUUAAUAAAUGAGCACUUGACUUCC